Messenger RNA from Phalaenopsis equestris, 811 nucleotides. RefSeq names its product probable prefoldin subunit 4. The transcript is spliced from 2 exons. Gene Ontology annotation, biological process: protein folding. NCBI's taxonomy places the organism in Eukaryota, Viridiplantae, Streptophyta, Magnoliopsida, Asparagales, Orchidaceae. Bases 178 to 621 code for a protein of 147 amino acids. Gene Ontology annotation, cellular component: prefoldin complex; cytoplasm. The record is from RefSeq and is a predicted model, not a curated record.
GCCGAACUAACCUCCAUACUCGCAAUCGGCUUCUCCUAUUUACUGAUCAAGCUGCCUUCGAAAGGGUGAGCGAGCUUCGCAACCACGCAGACGAAGAUAUUGAUAAGAACCGAAGCGACUACGAUUAGCUUCAGCAAUGCAGCAGGUAAUCACCAGAAAACUUGAUACCCUAAAAAUAUGUCACGAUCUUGCUGUGAAUCGAUGUCUGGAUGGUUGAAUUCACGGUUUCUUGAUCGGUACAAGCAAAAGGGUUCUGGAUCGGAAGUGGAAGUAACAUGGGAGGAUCAGCUGAACAUCAACAAGUUCGGCAGACUGAAUAAUAGGUUCCACGAGCUCGAGGACGAUAUCAAAAUCGCCAAGGAAAACAACGACAAUUUGGAAGAUGCCAGCAAUGAACUGAUACUCUCAGAGGAGGAUAUUGUGAGGUUCCAAAUUGGGGAGGUUUUCGUUCACCUGCCGAGGGAAGAAGUAGAGAGCAGACUCGAGAACAUGAAAGAAGAUGCCAUUAAAGAGCUGGAGAAGCUUGAGGAAGAGAAGGAAUCGGUUCUCUCUCAAAUGGCUGAGCUGAAGAAAAUUCUCUAUGGUAAGUUUAAGGAUUCCAUUAACUUGGAAGAGGAUUAAUCUUUUGAAUUUUUAGAACACUUUCAAAGAGUGUCAUGGAAAUUGGUGAAUUGGGGGAUGUUGAAAUUUUGAGAAUUAAGCAAUUUGUUUUGGUUUGUGGGGAUUUGCGUAUUUACCAUGCAGUUUUUGUAUGUUUACAUAUUUAAUUUCAAUUGUUGAUAUCUAGUGAUAUGAUAUGUUAGUGUUAUAA